Stomoxys calcitrans (stable fly) is the source of this 4226-nucleotide messenger RNA. RefSeq names its product paired box pox-meso protein (gene Poxm). The record is from RefSeq and is a predicted model, not a curated record. Gene Ontology annotation, biological process: anatomical structure development; regulation of transcription by RNA polymerase II. The transcript has 3 exons. NCBI's taxonomy places the organism in Eukaryota, Metazoa, Arthropoda, Insecta, Diptera, Muscidae. Gene Ontology annotation, molecular function: DNA-binding transcription factor activity, RNA polymerase II-specific; RNA polymerase II cis-regulatory region sequence-specific DNA binding. Bases 1688 to 2983 code for a protein of 431 amino acids.
GAAAUGCUAACAGAGCGAGAUCGCUCGCUACGCCUCAAAUUAGUCGCAACAAGUACGGUUGACGAAGAACAACAAGUCGGAACGAAGUCGUAUUUUACCCACUGUGAGAAAAGAGAGUUUGCAUACGUUUUUGUGCGUUUUUUUUUGCAGUUAGUACUGGAAAAUUUUAUGAGUGCGCGCUUUUCUUGUGAAAACCAAAAAACAGAAAAUAAAUUGUAAACGUUCCAACUUGUUUUUCUUUUUAUUAACAAAAUGAUGAGAAGAAAACUCAUGUGAAAAUUAAUUUGAGAGAUAGAAAAAUAACAAAAUUUGCGUUUUGACGACGGCAAAACGGAUGUAUGAUAAAGAAUAGUGAUAGAAAUGAUCAUUUAACUUAAGCGAGGAUCUUAAAGAUCGUACAGCAAUUGGCAGUGGAGCCUUUACAAACGAACCCCAAACCAAAGAAGUUGCUUUAAAACUGAAAAAAAUUGGAAAAUUUUUGAAAAUUUUUGAAAAUUCUCUAAAAUACGGGUGGUCCCUUGCCAUGACCAAAUGUGCUCAAAGUGUUAAAAAGAAAUUUAAUUAGAUUUACUUGUUUAUUUAUCUUGUCUCAAAAAAAACGACAAAAAACAAAUUAGAAAAAAUUAAAAGUAAACAACAAUACCUACCUACCUACCUACCUUUCCACUCCAAUCACCUGUACAAAAAAAAAAUCACUUCAAGUUCAAGCUCCCAAACGGAAGGUGUAAAGUGCGUGCUAAUUUCCAAUUCAAUAGAAAACCAGCUCAGUAAGCAGUGAAAGAAGCCUACCGGCAGACACCGGCAGUCACCAACAAGACCAACAACAAAAACCCUAAAACCCUCAAAGUAUUUAUCGUGUCGUUUUCACAGCCACCACAACAAACCCAGAGCGAUGAGCUUAGCCAUUGUUGUCAAAAAAAAUUUUUUUUAACUAAACUAAAGAGUGUGAAUUAGAAUCAAUUGUAACAAUAUAACAAAUUUGGCCCCCACUCACCCCCAGCAUAGGAGGCCUAAAAAAACAAACAAAACAAAUUUAUUUCUCAAAAGCUGUUAAGAAAAAUUGAACCAGAAACCAAAAAAAACCCAAGAGUGAGAAGAAAAAAAAAAAAUAAAGAAAAAUUCAAAAGUGAACAGGUGUAUAGUUUUUUGUGUAGGCCAACAUCGACAACAACAACAACAAAAACUACAGUAAUAACAGAAAACACUAAACAACAGCUGAAGCAGAAAACCACUAAACACCACCAUCAUCAGCAGCAACAUCAACCAUCGUCUCAUCAACCAGCACCAGCACCAACUGAGGGGAAAAGUAAACCAGGAAGCAGAAGUUCAGUACUACAACAAUUAGAAGAACUAAAGAGGAUUUUUACAACUUGAAGCAGAAAGCCUAGACUGGAACUCCCCACUUUGGGAAUGUCCUUUGCUGCUGGCUAUAUCAAGAACUUGCCAAAACUGCCCAAUUAUAAAAUUUUGAAAAAAUUUGGCGCUCUUUUGGUCUAACCUAUUUUACCCUUGCCCCCACCACCAAAAAUUGCCUUGUUAGCAAAAGGCAAUUAGGCAAACUCCAAGUUUGUUUCUUGUUUUUCUUCAAUUUUUUUCCUUCUACUGAGCUAGUCACCCAUUUUGUGGGUGCUCCAUUGGCGAUAUAUUGGCGUGCUUCAGCUUUAUAUACGACUCGCAAGAGCAAAAUAUGAUUGAACCAGCCCCCUUGCGGCCAGACUUAGAGCCUUAUUGUUAUAGUACAGAAAAUCAAUGCCCUCAAUAUGGUGAAGUCAACCAAUUGGGCGGUGUCUUUGUUAACGGUCGACCCCUGCCGAAUGCCACACGCAUGCGCAUUGUGGAGCUGGCGCGUCUAGGCAUACGACCCUGUGAUAUAAGCCGCCAGCUGCGAGUCAGCCAUGGCUGCGUCUCCAAAAUACUGGCCAGAUACCAUGAGACGGGCUCCAUACUGCCGGGUGCAAUUGGUGGCUCGAAGCCACGUGUAACCACCCCCAAGGUGGUCAAUCACAUAAGGGAACUGAAGCAGCGCGAUCCGGGCAUCUUUGCCUGGGAGAUACGAGAUCGUUUGCUCAGCGAAGGCAUUUGCGAUAAGACGAAUGUGCCCAGUGUUAGUUCAAUAUCGAGAAUAUUACGCAACAAAUUGAAUCCGAUUAGUCAUCACCCUCCGACACCGGCGCCAGUGGCCACACCGGCGCCGCCACCCAGCACUUCACCCCAGCAUACGACACACCAGCAGCACACGCAUUCGCAUACGCUGGCCGCAGCACAGGCUGCCCAGGCGCAGGCCCAAGCUCAGGCUGCACAUGCUGCGCAUGCCGCCCACUCUGCGCACACACCCACCAGCCAUGGCCACAAUCAUCAUCACGGUCAUAUGCAUCAUACACCGCCACACUCGGUUGUCACCUCGGUGGCGGCCUCAGUCACAGCCCAUCCCCAUGCUGCGCACACACAUCAGGCGGCCGCAGCUGCCGCCUCAGUAGCCGCCCAUGCCCAUCAUCCGCAUUUGUAUUAUCAGCCCUAUAAUGCGUAUAGCAUGAAGUCAACGGUAUCGUGUGGCACACCCUCUCCGCCCCAAACAGGUUCACCGCAGGCCCAUCAAGUGCAUUCGGCAGCCGCCGCAGCAGCAGUGGCCCAUGGCUGGCCCUCACCGCACACCGUCACCGAUAUACUGGCUCACCAUCAGGCUGUAGCUCUGAGGGCCAGUUGCCAGGUGGGCAAUCCUGUCAAUAGCGGUCUCACAGCCAGUCUCCCCAUGACCCCUUCGCCGGUGGGCGGAGCGCCUGUGGGGGGCCACCAGCAGCUCUUGGAUUGUGAGGGUGCCUCGAAUACCAGCGCUUUGGCUCAACAUCAGGUGGCCGCCACUCAGGUGGCUGUUGCCGCAGCGGCCGCCUCGCAGCAGCCCUAUGCCAAUUACUACAUGUACUUCCAGAAUGGUGGCAUGCACCAUCCCGGUGGCAUGAUGACAACUGGCACCACAAGUUUAUGAGAAUUAUGAAAAAAGAUAUUGGCAAAACAACUCUUGGAUUUGCUUGUAAAUGAUACUCCUUCGGCAACUUGAAAAGAGACGAUGACGUAGAACAAAAAAUUGAAGAAAACAAAAAAAAACCAACAAAAGCAAAAAAACAAAACGAGAUUAUUGAACGAAACCAAGGCGAGUGAGCGGUUAGAUGUCAGUCAUGCUCACAACUCACAAAACGAAGAAAAGAGAUGGGCUCCCAGACGGAUGUGAGAGUAGAAAAGUGGAGAAAUGGAGAAUCCAGUGGUCCAUAUCAUACAAAAAAAAGAUAGAAAGAAAGAAAAAUCGAAAACGAAACCAAAAUUUGCUCAAUUCAUUCUCAAAUAAAAUAAUUUAAAAAAAAUAACAAAAACAACUUUUCCCUGAACCCCUAAAAUCCACACUCUCCCACCAGAAACCUCAUACAUUGUAAGCUUUUCAUUUUUUCUUUCCCCUUUCCCAAAAUCCUCCCUUGCCCCUAGUUCUGUAAUCCUUUCCUUUAUUGUCAUACUUUCUCUUUGUUGAAAACCCCCCCCAACUCAGACUCAAGACCAAAAGAGAGCAACUCAAACAACUCAUUGAGCAUAGGGAGCUCUCUCUAUCUCUUUCUUGCUGUCUGCCUGCAGUGCAGCAUAGAACAGAUUUCUAGAUUUUUACGUUAAGCAAUAAACGAUCGCAUAUUUAUUUUAUACGAUACCACAUCAGACAAACAAACAAACAAACAAUACAUACAUACACACACACAAUAUUUAAACUUUAAGUAUUUCAGAUAUUAGUCAUUAUUUUUAUAUACAUAUGUAUGUAGUAUAUAUAUAUUUAGAGAGUAUACAUAUACGACAUAAGUUAAGAGAACGUCGUUAAAUUCAUGCCUAGCAUCAUUGACAUUGACUUCCCCCGCCCUCCCCCCUCAACCCCAGACGCUAUGACUUCCCAUCUCUGGGCAAAUAAAAAAAAAACACAAGUGUUACACACGAGUUAUCGAAGCUAUCGAUGAUGCGUGGCCUGAUUUAUCGCCGAUAAAUGAAUUGAAUGGAUCGAUGGAUGAUCGAUGAUGAUGAUGUGCGAGUGAAUGGAAAUGAUCUUUGUAUGUGUGUAUAAUGAUGAUCAAUGUAAAAUUUGCAAGAAAGAAAAACAACAACAACAAACAAUAUUUGAACCGAUUACAAACAAACAAACAAAAACAAAAAGAAAAAUUCAAAAAAUUUAAUAAAAACGUAAACGAUGAUUAUUUAAA